AAUUUAUACGCAUUUGAGUCUCCAUGUCUUUGAGCUGUCUCUUUCUAACUGUGAGAUUUUUUGUGAUUAAUGACUUUUUUUGGUCGGAUUAGAUCUCAAUUUGUAGCUAGUUAAUCUUUUGUUUGUUUGUAUGUCGUCAAUUCUUCGUUUUGGUUUUCAUAACUAGAAAAUGUUUUGUUUUAAUCUGGUCAAGUCAGUUAAUCAUGACUCUAUACGUGCCCUUAUGUUAAGUUUCAACCACUCUCACAGUAAAUGAGCCUAAAUUAAGAUUUGUAUGCAUUCGUUGAGGAACGAACAGCCAUCAGUCUGCUGCUCAACUUGCGUCGGACUCCAUCACCAAACAGCACUCAUGAUUCUCGUAGUAGUGAAAAUUAAGAUUGCUUUUUUUUUUUCCCUUAAUAUUAUUCCUUAUUUUUUUAGAUUUAUCAAGGAGGAAGCUAGUAGAUUUGUUUUUUUUUUUCCCAUCAAAUUAUCGAAUUUAUCGUCCCAUGUAUUGUAUUUUACACCAAUCAAAUUUACCCAACAAAUCUAACAGCUUUAAAUUUUCUUUUUGACCCGUUCUCUACUUUCUAAAAAAAAUAAAUAAUUCCAUAUUCGCACUUAAUUUCAUCAUUUAUAUUAUUAUUGGCCUUUGUAUUUAUGGGGUAUUUAUAUAUAAAUGGCCUUUUAUUUUUGGCCAUUUUAACAAAACGCGCUUAUCUUUUUCUAGAUUAAUUUCUUCAACACCACAAACGUACUCUUCGUUCUCGGAGCAAAAAACUUCUCUCUAACUCAACUUUGGCAUGAGCUGCAUUGAGGGAGGUUUUUCCUGGAACGAGAUGGAUGUUUGCAGUCCUUUGAAACCAGAUUGUAAACUAAAACACAGGCCUUUGUCUCCUAUUAGAGUUAUGAGGGGUGUCUUAUGUUUAGUAGUAUUUCUCUCAACAGCAUUCACGAUUCUUGUCUGUUUUGCUCCAAUCAUUGCUGUAUUAUUGCGCCUUUUGAGCAUACAUAUCAGCAGAAAAGCAACCUCCUUACUCUUCGGCAUUUGGCUGGCCUUGUGGCCCUUCCUUUUUGAGAAGAUCAACGGCACGAAAGUGGUUUUUUCUGGUGAGACGGUGCCACCCAAGGAACGGACGCUGCUCAUUGCCAACCAUAAAACCGAGGUUGAUUGGAUGUACUUGUGGGAUCUUGCAUUGCGAAAAGGGUCUCUUGGACACAUCAAGUAUGUGCUCAAGAGCAGCCUGAUGAAGCUGCCAGUAUUCGGGUGGGGAUUUCACAUUUUAGAGUUCAUUCCUUUGAAGAGGAAGUGGGAAGCUGAUGAACCGGUUAUGCGGAAAAUGCUUUCGUCAUUUGCUGAUCCUGCAGACCCUCUCUGGCUUGCCAUUUUUCCUGAAGGAACUGAUAUAUAAUUCUUCUUUUUGUCUCUAUACAGUGAAGAAAAAUGCAAAAAGAGUCAGGUAUUUGCUGCUGAAAAUGGACUUCCUGUACUGUCACAUGUGCUACUUCCAAGAACUAAAGGCUUUUGUGCUUGCUUGGAAGCUCUAAGAAGUUCUUUGGAUGCAGUUUAUGACUUGACUAUCACAUACAAGAAUCAAUGCCCUUCGUUUCUAGACAAUGCGUUUGGCGUGGAUCCAUCAGAAGUUCACAUACAUGUUCGGCGAAUCCCUAUUGAAGAGAUCCCUGCUUCUAAUGCCGAUGCAGCCUCUUGGUUAACGGAAGCAUUCCUGCUCAAGGACAACUUACUUUCCGAUUUCAGCGAUCAAGGGCAUUUCCCUAAUGAAGGAGGAGAAGAAGAGCUUUCUACAUUCAAGUGCUUGGUAAAUUUCAUGUUCGUAAUUGUUUUGACUAUCAUGCUGAUUUACCUAGCCAUUUUUUCAUCCGUCUGGUUUAAAAUAUACAUUGGUUUAUCAUGUGGGUACCUUGCCACAGCUACUUAUUUUGAUUUUCAUCCGAUGCCAAUUUUAGACUUUGUUCAAGCAACAUGUGUUUGCAAUAGACCAAGAAUUGAAUAGCAAUUAAAGGAGAAAUAAAAUGUCCAAAUACCAAUUUUUAAA
Messenger RNA from Malus domestica (apple), 2036 nucleotides. Lineage: Eukaryota; Viridiplantae; Streptophyta; Magnoliopsida; Rosales; Rosaceae. The record is from RefSeq and is a predicted model, not a curated record.